Molecule: messenger RNA, 887 nt
Organism: Aspergillus eucalypticola CBS 122712
Lineage: Eukaryota; Fungi; Ascomycota; Eurotiomycetes; Eurotiales; Aspergillaceae
Product: glycine decarboxylase subunit H
Exons: 3
Coding region: 54-572 (172 amino acids)
Biological process (GO): glycine decarboxylation via glycine cleavage system; protein lipoylation
Cellular component (GO): cytoplasm; mitochondrion; glycine cleavage complex
Source: RefSeq, a predicted model, not a curated record
UUUCCAGAUUCUCUCCUCUCCCUCUUCUCUCCCCUCAACUCCAGCUGCCCACCAUGUCUUUCGCCGCCAGAUCCCUCCGUCCCUUCGCUUCUCGCGUCCUGUCGCAGAAGCUCCCCCUCUCUUCCGUCUGCAGGGCCGCACCCGCCAGUUUCCCGCGGGGAAGUGUCCGGAGCUUCUCCCAGAGCCCACUUUCUCAAUUGAAGAAGUACACUGAGUCGCACGAGUGGAUUGAGCUCGCCGAGGACGGCAAGACUGCGAAGAUUGGAAUUACCAAGUACGCUGCCAACUCCCUUGGUGACGUUGUGUUUGUGGAGCUCCCCGAGGUCGACCUGGAGGUCAGCGCCGGUGAGCCUGUUGGUGCUGUUGAGUCCGUCAAGUCCGCUUCGGACGUCCUUUCGCCUGUCUCGGGUGUUGUUACCCAGGGCAAUGCUGUGUUGGACGACAAUGCCAAGUUCAUCAACCAGAGUCCCGAGGGUGAUGCCUGGAUUGCGGAGAUCAAGGUGAACGAUGCCGCGGAGUUGGACGGACUGCUGGACGAGGCUGCCUACAAGGCUACAAUUGAUGAGGAGUAAGCGUGAUAUGUGUGAGAGUGCGUGUGUGGGUCAUGAAGUAUUUGAAUGGAUGGAUUGCUCAAAGUCUGGGUUUGGAUUAUAUGCGCGCCGCCGCUUCUGUGCAUGGCGUCGAAUUUAUUAUGAUUGUUUAGUCAUUUGAACUGUUUCCCUUUGUCUGGGGGUUUCAUUGGGUAUGAUUGUUGUGUGUGGAUGGUUAUGUUUUCACCACAUAAUGACUGUCUAGAGAGCUGGCUACGUCAUGCCGCUAUCGGCGGACCCUUUUAUUCAACAAAAGGCUGUCUGCGGUUAUAAGAAUAUACGAUAUCACUGUUAUUG